Perkinsus marinus ATCC 50983 is the source of this 558-nucleotide messenger RNA. Its product is annotated as 60S ribosomal subunit protein L24, putative. NCBI's taxonomy places the organism in Eukaryota, Perkinsozoa, Perkinsida, Perkinsidae. The transcript has 6 exons. Gene Ontology annotation, cellular component: nucleolus. Bases 1 to 558 code for a protein of 185 amino acids. The record is from RefSeq and is a predicted model, not a curated record. Gene Ontology annotation, biological process: ribosomal large subunit biogenesis.
AUGCGUAUCGAGAAAUGUUGGUACUGCAGUAGCAACAUCUACCCUGGCCAUGGGGUAAUGUUUGUACGGAAUGACGGCAAGAUCUUCCGUUUCUGUCGAUCGAAGUGUCAUCGUCACUUCAAGCGGAAGCACAACCCUCGUAAGGCAGCCUGGACGAAGGCGUAUAGGGCCGCUCAUGGUAAGGAGAUGACUACCGACUCGACAUUCGACUUCGAGAAGAAGAGGAAUACUCCUGUCAAAUACGACCGUGACUUGUGGGUGAAGACGGUCCGAGCCAUGAAGAUAGUCGAUCGCAUUAGAACGGUACGCAAGGAGAGGUUCCAGAGGAACAGGCUGGCCGCACAGAGGAAGGUCCGCAUCCACCUCGCUGAGAAGGAGAUCGCCAAGCAGGGGCUUAUGAAGGCACGCCUGUGCUCAGGCGAGCUGCUCAAGAAGCCGAUCACCAAGCUGGACCAGAUGAAGCGUCGGGAGGAGCUCAAGCGCAAGGAGGGAGCUUUGCCCAGCCAAACCGAGAAGGUCCACAGGAUGGAUGCCGAUGGUGGUUCCGAUUCGGACUAG